AUGGCAGUGUAUAUCAAGUAUAAAAGUUGUAAGGAUUAUGAUUCGAUACCAAUUCUUGAUCAUUUUAUUUCUGUGGGCAAUCUGAAAUCAAAGAUAUUUGAAUCCAAGCGUUAUGGUUGGGGUAAAGAUUUCGACAUUCUUCUCACCAACCUACAAACUAACGAAGAUUAUGUUGAUCAUGCCACCUUGAUUCCAAGAAGUACAAGUGUUUUGAUUCGUCGCGUUGCUGGAUUACCUUGCUUCCCCAUUGUAAUCAAAGAGGAGCCCAAGCAAGUGCUGUGUAAACAGGAGGAGGUUCAUUCAGUUAAAAAAGAGUCCAAAUAUUCUCAAGAUAUUGAUUACAAUGAUUUUGGCGAUGAUGUGUAUGUAAUUCCAAAAAUAGCAGUGCCAAUUCAAUUAGGCAGUCCAGAGUCCAGUUGUUCUAGUAGUAUAAUCAAGAAUUCAGUAGGAAACAUAUCGUAUAAUAACACAAGAUCAGCUGGCUCUAGUGUUGGACAAGGUAGAACGGAAUGGAAAAACCCACCACCAGGACCAGGGUAUGUGUGUCAUCGAUGCAAGGUGCCUGGCCAUUUCAUUCAGCAUUGCCCUACAAAUGGUGACCCCAAUUAUGACAUCAAGAAACUGCAGCCACCCAGUGCAAGUGUUGCUGUUUUGAGGCCUUAUGUGGCAGCUGAUACUAAGGUGGUUCAAGGAUCUUCUUCAAAGCAUUCCUAUACAGCUAUACCACCAGAGCUUCACUGCUCAUUGUGUAAAGGAUUAAUGAAAGAUGCAGUUAUAGCAAGUAAAUGUUGUUUUAGUAGUUUCUGCGACAAAUGCAUAAGGAAUUAUAUUAUGUCUAACUCUGUUUGUGUAUGUGGGGCUACAAAUAUACUUGUUGAUGCUCUCUUGCCUAAUUUGACUCUAAGAGCCACAGUAAACAGAUUCCUACAGUCUAAUAGCACUACUUCUUCAGAGUCUUGUAGGACGGUAGAAGAGUUUCCACGAGCUGUUGAAGAAGUAAACAUGAAGAAAAGGAAGAAUUCAAAUGAUGCUGCUAACAUGCAAUGGGGUGUUGAAACUAGAAAUUUAGGUUUUAAAAGGAAUAAGUGUGAGAUGAGCAGCGAGUUUUCAAGUGUAAUUACUUAUUGA
Messenger RNA from Solanum lycopersicum (tomato), 1128 nucleotides. The record is from RefSeq and is a predicted model, not a curated record. NCBI's taxonomy places the organism in Eukaryota, Viridiplantae, Streptophyta, Magnoliopsida, Solanales, Solanaceae.